Pristis pectinata (smalltooth sawfish) is the source of this 556-nucleotide messenger RNA. RefSeq names its product defender against cell death 1 (gene dad1). Bases 75 to 416 code for a protein of 113 amino acids. The record is from RefSeq and is a predicted model, not a curated record. Gene Ontology annotation, biological process: protein N-linked glycosylation. Gene Ontology annotation, cellular component: membrane; oligosaccharyltransferase complex. Lineage: Eukaryota; Metazoa; Chordata; Chondrichthyes; Rhinopristiformes; Pristidae. The transcript is spliced from 3 exons.
GGGGACGGGUGGGUUUGCUGACGUGUGUGCGCGCCGGCUGGUUGUGUCCCCCGGAUCCCUCUCUCCCGUUGACGAUGCGCGGCUCCGUUCUCUCGGUGCUCAGCCGCUUCUUCCAGGAGUACGCGGCCGGCACUCCCCUCAAGCUGAAGCUGCUCGACUCGUAUCUGCUGUACAUGGCGCUGAGCGGCGCCGCCCAGUUCCUGUACUGCGCGCUGGUCGGCACCUUCCCCUUCAACUCGUUCCUGUCCGGGUUCAUCGCCUGUGUGGGCGCCUUCGUGCUGGCGGUUUGCUUGCGGAUACAGAUCAACCCUCAGAACAAAGGCGAUUUCAUUGGCAUUUCACCAGAGCGGGCAUUUGCUGACUUCCUCUUCGCCAGCACCAUCCUUCACUUGGUGGUGAUCAACUUCAUAGGCUAAAUCCGUGCAGCAGGAAUAAUGUAACCCCAGCAGAUUGGAGCCCAUGUUGGUGCUGCAUUGGAUCAGUUUGAAUUUUGUUUACAAAUUUUGUUUCAUUCCGUAUAUGUAUUAAACAAAAUAAAAAAAAGUCUUUUACAAAA